Molecule: messenger RNA, 1241 nt
Organism: Nematolebias whitei (Rio pearlfish)
Lineage: Eukaryota; Metazoa; Chordata; Actinopteri; Cyprinodontiformes; Rivulidae
Gene: hmgb1a
Product: high mobility group box 1a
Exons: 5
Coding region: 104-721 (205 amino acids)
Biological process (GO): regulation of transcription by RNA polymerase II
Cellular component (GO): nucleus
Molecular function (GO): DNA binding, bending
Source: RefSeq, a predicted model, not a curated record
GAGCGAGCUGAAGACUGAAGACACUGCGUAUCGACUGGGCUCUCAUACACAGCCAUUGCAGAGCAUUGAGAUUCAGCUAUAGUCAAUUGAUACUGCCAUCAAGAUGGGAAAGGAUCCAACUAAGCCGAGGGGGAAGAUGUCCUCCUAUGCGUAUUUUGUUCAGACCUGCCGGGAAGAACACAAGAAGAAACACCCUGAUGCUUCGGUGAACUUUGCUGAGUUCUCCAAGAAGUGCUCCGAGCGAUGGAAGACCAUGUCUGCCAAGGAGAAGGGCAAAUUUGAGGACCUGGCCAGGCAGGACAAGGCGCGUUACGAGAGGGAGAUGAUGAGCUAUGUUCCAGCCAGGGGAGGCAAGAAGAAGAAGUACAAGGACCCCAAUGCCCCCAAGAGACCCCCAUCUGCUUUCUUCAUCUUUUGCUCGGAGUUCCGCCCCAAGGUGAAAGGCGAGAGCCCUGGUCUGUCAAUCGGAGACGUCGCCAAGAAGCUGGGCGAGAUGUGGAACACCACCGCCGCAGAGGACAAGCAGCCCUACGAAAAGAAGGCGGCCAAGCUGAAGGAGAAGUACGAGAAGGACAUCGCAGCUUACCGCGCCAAGGGCAAAACAGGAGGCGCGGCCCCAGCAAAGGCCCCCGCCAAGGUGGAGAAGAAGGAAGACGAUGACGACGACGACGAAGACGAGGAUGAAGAAGAGGAAGACGACGACGAGGAUGAUGAUGAGUAGAUGGUGAGGGACAUAGAGGUCAUCUCCUUGUUUAUAAAGCAUUUAACCCCUUGUACACACUUCACUUCUGAAAGAAAAUUCAUUAGUAUCUGAGGGGUGGAAACAAAACCAACAAAAAAAGAAUGCCAACAUUAAGGCUGUGUAUAUCGGUUGUUUUUAUGCUGUACAGUUUUUUUCUUUCCUUUUUGUAUAGUUAACACUACACAAGUAUUGUGUCUGUAUCUUUCUGCCAGUCUUAUUUCUUUUCCCCCAGUGGUAGUUUUAGACCACUAUCCUGCCUGGUACAGUAUAAAGGGGUGGGCUUACAGUAUUUCCCUUAGCUAGCAGUGCACAGCACAUAAAAGCGUUAUAAGUUAGAUCUGAGUGUAUCUUUUCUUUUUCUUUAUCUUUACCUGUGUGUUUUUAUUUCCGAUGACAUGUUAUCAGAAUUGACGUAUCACACUCGUUUUACUGAUCUUUAUGUACCACUGUAAUCUUGGACAAAGAAAAAUUAGCAAAACAAACAAACUAAGAAGAAAAA